GGCGGGCCAGGAUGGGUAUAUAAGUACUGGCGGAGCGUCGGUUGUAGCACUCUACGCGCCUGCUCCUCUGUCCCUCUGUUUAUUCUGUUGCCUGCUCCGCCGACGCCAUGAGGGAGAUCGUGCACCUGCAGGCCGGGCAGUGCGGCAACCAGAUUGGCGCCAAGUUCUGGGAGGUAAUCAGCGACGAGCAUGGCAUCGAUCCUACCGGCACGUACCAUGGGGAUAGCGACCUCCAGCUGGAGCGCAUUAACGUGUACUACAACGAAGCUACUGGUGGCAAGUACGUGCCUCGCGCGGUGCUCGUGGACCUGGAGCCCGGCACCAUGGACUCGGUGCGCUCGGGGCCCUUCGGACAGAUCUUCCGGCCCGACAACUUCGUUUUCGGUCAGAGUGGUGCUGGGAACAACUGGGCCAAGGGGCACUACACAGAAGGCGCAGAGCUGGUGGAUUCAGUGCUGGACGUUGUGAGGAAGGAGGCAGAGAGCUGUGAUUGCCUGCAGGGUUUUCAGCUGACCCACUCCCUGGGUGGGGGGACUGGGUCUGGGAUGGGUACUCUCCUCAUCAGCAAGAUCCGGGAGGAGUACCCAGACAGAAUCAUGAACACCUUCAGCGUGGUGCCCUCCCCCAAGGUGUCGGACACAGUGGUUGAGCCCUACAACGCCACCCUCUCAGUCCACCAGCUUGUAGAAAAUACAGAUGAGACCUAUUGCAUUGAUAAUGAAGCCCUCUAUGACAUCUGCUUCAGAACCCUAAAGCUGACCACACCCACUUACGGUGAUCUGAAUCACCUGGUGUCCGCCACCAUGAGUGGGGUCACCACCUGCCUGAGAUUCCCUGGCCAGCUCAAUGCUGACCUGCGGAAGCUGGCUGUGAACAUGGUGCCCUUCCCCCGCCUACACUUCUUCAUGCCUGGCUUUGCUCCCCUGACCAGCCGGGGCAGCCAGCAGUACCGGGCCCUAACAGUACCUGAGCUCACCCAGCAAAUGUUUGAUGCCAAGAACAUGAUGGCUGCCUGCGACCCCCGCCACGGCCGCUACCUGACGGUGGCUGCUGUGUUCAGGGGCCGCAUGUCCAUGAAGGAGGUGGACGAACAGAUGCUUAACGUCCAAAACAAGAACAGCAGCUAUUUUGUUGAGUGGAUCCCCAACAAUGUGAAAACAGCUGUCUGUGACAUUCCGCCUCGAGGGCUAAAAAUGUCCGCCACCUUCAUCGGCAACAGCACGGCCAUCCAGGAGCUGUUCAAGCGCAUCUCGGAGCAGUUCACGGCCAUGUUCCGGCGCAAGGCUUUCCUGCACUGGUACACUGGUGAGGGCAUGGACGAGAUGGAGUUCACUGAGGCGGAGAGCAACAUGAACGACCUGGUAUCUGAGUACCAGCAGUACCAGGACGCCACCGCUGAGGAGGAGGGCGAGUUUGAGGAGGAGGCUGAGGAGGAGGUGGCCUAGAAUUGUCUUUAGCGGCUAAAAGGUGUGGGAGCAGUGUGAACGCUUUAUUCACUCACAGCCUGUCUGCUAGCCUUGUCCACUGUGCUCUUGCUGUUCUGUCUUGACAUCAUGUGUUGUACAGACACCAUUAAAGCAUUUUCAUAG
Castor canadensis (American beaver) is the source of this 1589-nucleotide messenger RNA. RefSeq names its product tubulin beta 4B class IVb (gene Tubb4b). Gene Ontology annotation, cellular component: microtubule. Gene Ontology annotation, biological process: microtubule-based process. The record is from RefSeq and is a predicted model, not a curated record. Gene Ontology annotation, molecular function: GTPase activity; structural constituent of cytoskeleton; GTP binding. NCBI's taxonomy places the organism in Eukaryota, Metazoa, Chordata, Mammalia, Rodentia, Castoridae.